Messenger RNA from Tarenaya hassleriana, 508 nucleotides. RefSeq lists its product as uncharacterized. Bases 52 to 333 code for a protein of 93 amino acids. Lineage: Eukaryota; Viridiplantae; Streptophyta; Magnoliopsida; Brassicales; Cleomaceae. The record is from RefSeq and is a predicted model, not a curated record. The transcript has a single exon.
AUUCUUGAUGAGUCCGAAUCCUCCGUUAAUACCGAGGAUUCAUCGGAGUACAUGGAGACAACAACGACCGACGACAUCUCCGAUGAUGAUGAUGGGUCGAUCUCAGACGAGGAAAGUCUCAUAGAGCUCUCCUUACCGAGCGGCCACUACCUCGGAAACUACGGCAAUGACGACAAUACCAUCAAAGGGUACAGUAACAAGAACAAAAUGUAUCACAAGAACAUCCAAGACUUGAGGCUGUUUGAUCAGCUUUUGGUCGAAGAGGAUAACCUGAUCGAAAUCGACAUCUCCAUUGGAUCCAUCAAGUGUUCGAGGUUUGAGAUCCCAGCUUGAUGGACAUACUACGCUUAGUAUUUUUACAUCCAAUGGAAUAUAUAUAUAUAUAUAUAUACUCAAUACAAUGUAAUUAAUUAAACCGUUGUUGUUUUUUUGCACUGCACGAUAUGGUGUUAUGUUUUGUUCUUAAUUGUUUGUUUGAUUUCUGCCAUUGUUAGCUACAACUCUUGUA